Molecule: messenger RNA, 273 nt
Organism: Cylicostephanus goldi
Lineage: Eukaryota; Metazoa; Nematoda; Chromadorea; Rhabditida; Strongylidae
Source: the annotation of a GenBank genome assembly
GCCUCACCCGUAAUUUCUUCGACCGAUGAUGAGGGCAGGUCAUCUUCCCCAUCGAGGAGAUUCCGCAUAUCAGUUUCGCCAACGAGGAAAAUUGAUACUGAUACAGGUGGCAACGGAAAAGCAAGGCGAUUUACCAUCAAACAAGAAUCGGCAGCUCCAUCGAUGGUUUCGGUUCAACGGGUGACACCGCCAAAAGAAGAACGGCUCACACUUGGCAAGGCGCCAUGUGUUCAGUUUGGUGAUGAUGAUAGCCCUCGAGUCCAUGAGUGUUAG